AUGUCGCCGGCUGAAGAUGAAAUAGGAUCUGAUACACCCAAAAACCAGCGCAAGAAUCCUCCUGCACAAGUCGAACAUCCCCCUCCCCAGGAAGACCAUGCACCCCGUUCAGCCGACACUCCUAGCUUGGAUCAUCCAUCCAUACACAUCUCGGACACGCCCUAUCAACAUGAUGUUUCACAACAUCGCGGUCAGGCCCCAAAAACUGCCGCGGAGCAGGGAUCCGCCGACCAUUCGGGCCGCAACUCACGGCAACCACCGCAUAACGGCAACAGACGGGAUGACUUUGAACAACUCGCCCUUCUAGCCCACGCGCUACAGUCCGACCCUUUGCACGAAUCCUCUUCAGCUGCUUCAGGCCGAAUCAGCCUAUCUGGACCCAGCGAUCGAAGGAACAGUGGCUACCAGAAUCCCGUCCCACAGCCCCUUGGCGUUGCCGGACAGAACGGCUCCUACGGCACCUUGAUGUUGGGUAAAGGAGGUCGGUCCAAGUACCUGGGUCCGACGGCCGGCAGUGAAUGGUUGAAAGAGUCGGAAACCCAAGACGCAUCGGACAGUCCCCCGGUGACCCGCGCUCCUUCCCCAAAGAUCCCAGAGUCGGUUCCAUCCCAGCCCUACCGCUUGAGUCCCGGUACCACUCCCAUCGCCUUUCCGUUCAACGUGGCAGCCUCACACGUCAGUACUCGGGAGCUGCUUUCCCGCCUACCCGCCAAGGAGGAGGCGGAGACAUUGGUGGGAUCGUACUAUCGCUAUUGCGCUUGGCAUCAUGAUGUUGCUCCCAAAGCCAGUUUCCAGAAGAGCUUCGACCGCGUCUACAAGUUUGCCGAGGGAGUGUCCGUAUCUCCGCGGGUCAAUCCGCAGGAGAUUGCGCUGGUGUUCAUCGUCAUGGCUCAAGGCACCUUGUUUAACAUUGAGAUGCCUAACUAUGACCCAUCGGCCGAGGACUGGCUGCAUCUCUCGGAGUUGGCUCUGGUGAAAGGGCGCUUCCUAUCUAACAACAUGGUCGCCGGGCUACAAACUCUACAUUUGAUGGCACAUCUGCAUCUACAUUUGGAUAAAGGGGGCCGAGGGGACAAUGCCUGGCCGCUCUGGGGUCUGGCCAUGCGGUUAGUUCAAGCGAUGGGAAUGCAUCGAGACGGUGCCCGCUGGAAUCUCCCACAGGAUGUGAUUGAGGAAAGACGCAAGGUGUUCUGGGAGUUGAAUGCCGCCGACACCUUCCAGGCACAUUGCUUCUCGAGGCCAUGCGCUAUGAAUCCGGAGCAUUGCGAUGUCGCAUUCCCUUCCGAGCCGGAGAACGCAACCGGCGAAAAGAGCUAUUCGAUCCUUCGAUUUGAGCUCUCGCAGCUUUCGUCCGAAAUUCUCCAUAUGGCGAUGAAGGUGCACAAACCACCGUACUCGGCUGUGACCGACCUCGACAUUAGACUCGGCGAAUUUGAGCGCAAUCUGCCGUUUUCCCUUCGUUGUCGAGCCGCGUUUCUGUCCAUGCCCUCUCGCUACCCUCACGUCGAAGCGGCAAUCGAGGCAUCGCCCGAACCCUCCCGGAGAUCAAUGACCAUUUCUUUUCAGCAAAUGAAUCUAGCGCUCAACAUUUCGGAGACGAUCAUCAACCUCCAUCGACCAUAUUAUGCGAAAGCACUGUACGAUAUCAACGACCGGAUGAGAUCCGUCUACGCGCCUUCAUUCUUGACCGUGAUAGAGCGUUGCGCCAUCAUCAUCGCAAUUGUCGACGACAUUCACACCCGUUUCCCCGCGGUCAGCACCAGACAAUGGAACUUCUGGUACCACGUCUUCGGCUCCGCUCUCUGCCUGGGAACCCUCGUGCUGCGCGACCCCAGCAACCCCAUGGCCGCCUUCGCUCUGACCCAGCUCGACGCCGCAAUCAACCUCUUCACCUCGCUGAUCCAACACGGCGCCAACACCCCGCGCUACGGCCGGAACCUGCAGUGGCUGAUGAGGCUGCGCGCGCGGGCGUCGGCCAAGAUCGCCUCCGCGUCGACGCAGCCGGCUGCUGCGCGGGAUGAUGCGGGCCGGCCGGGGGACCGAGCCCGCGAGGACAGCGAGGACGUCGAGCUGCUGGGCUGGCGGACGCGGCUGAUCGAGCGGGCGGGCCAGGGCCGGCAGACGAUCCGGACGACGAUCCAGCUGGCGGAUGAGACGCCCACCGACUCGCCGCAUGGCAUUGACGUGGGCUCGAAGCCGUCGCCGAAUGACCUCCAUCAUCAUCCUUUCGGGGUGCUGCAGGGUGAUCCUUCGAUGAUUGUGGCGGGCUCGUCGUUGCCGCUGGUGACGCCGGAUUCGACGAAUGAGCUGUUGCAGGACUUUUGGGAUCCGAUGCUUCUUCAGGAUCUGUUGGGGAGCAUACCGCUGGGCUAG
Messenger RNA from Aspergillus aculeatinus CBS 121060, 2373 nucleotides. Its product is annotated as fungal specific transcription factor domain-containing protein. The record is from RefSeq and is a predicted model, not a curated record. Gene Ontology annotation, molecular function: zinc ion binding; DNA binding. The coding region runs from base 1 to 2373 and encodes 790 amino acids. NCBI's taxonomy places the organism in Eukaryota, Fungi, Ascomycota, Eurotiomycetes, Eurotiales, Aspergillaceae. The transcript is spliced from 14 exons. Gene Ontology annotation, biological process: DNA-templated transcription.